AUGGCUCGGGUUCGCUCUCAAGGCGAUGAUUUUACCUUCGUCAACCCCUUGGUGAAAUAUUUAUUGUUUUUCUUCAACAUGCUCUUCUGGACCAUUUCCAUGGUGAUGAUUGCUAUUGGAGUGUACGCCAGACUCAUGAAACAUGCAGAGGCUGCGAUGGCUUGUCUCGCUGUAGACCCCGCUAUCCUGCUGAUCGUUGUGGGCAGCCUCAUGUUCCUUAUCACAUUCUGUGGCUGUGUUGGCUCCCUACGAGAGAACAUCUGCCUCCUGCAAACCUUCUCGGUCUGCCUGACCCUCAUCUUCCUGCUACAGCUGGUGGCCGGGGUCCUGGGCUUCGUCUUCUCAGAUAAGGCCCGAGCCAAAGUCAGCGAGAUCAUCAACAAUGCGAUAAUCCACUACCGCGACGACCUGGAUUUGCAGAACCUGAUCGACUACGGACAGAAGCAGUUCGGCUGCUGUGGUGGGACCUCGUACCAGGAUUGGACCCGCAACAUGUACUUCAACUGCACCAUGGAGAAUCCCAGCCGGGAACGCUGCUCAGUCCCUUACUCUUGCUGCCUCCACUCCAAAGAGGAGAAAGUGAUCAACACGAUGUGUGGGCAGGGGAUGCAGAGCCUGGACUAUCUGUCAGCUGAGAAAUUCAUCUACACCAACGGCUGCAUCGACAAGCUGGUCAACUGGAUCCACAGUAACCUCUUCCUGCUGGGAGGGGUGGCCCUCGGGCUCGCAAUUCCCCAGUUGGUUGGGAUCCUUCUCUCCCAGAUCCUCAUCAAUCAGAUCAAAGACCAGGUGGAACUGCAAAAGUACAACAGUCAGCACCGAGCGGAUCCCUGGUACUGACCCCAUCCUCUGGAGCCGGCCCCAGUCGCUGUAACAAAAGACCAGCCUGGCCUCGCCUGACCUUGACGUGUGCGUGUGUGUGUGUGUGUGUGUGCGUGCGUGCGCGCGUGUGCGUGCGUGUGUCCAUGGUGGCUUUUAUUUAUCAAGUGUUUGGACCUCUGUUCACUUUCGCACGCAGAGAGGGAGAGAGAGAGAGAGAGAGAGAGCGCUGUGGUUGGAAUCGUUCUUUUGGACUCAGGACUCGUUGGGAUUGAGCUGUCGGGGUUGAUAACAAAGGCAAAAACAUCUCCCAUUACCCAGCGCUCAGCCCACCAUGGGCUGGUGUCUCCGCUCAGUCUCUCAGCCCACCCUGGGCUAGGCUGGAUGCUUCCUCCCUGGGCGCACUGAUUUCUUUCCUGGGCCUCAGAGGCGCCGUUUAUUUCACCUCAAAGCAGAUGUGUUAUGUGGUCCUUCCCUUCCAUUCGAAAUAAAUUUAUAGUUUUUUUUUUAAAGCAAAAGAUAUAUAAAUUAUUUUUUAAAGUCGUGUACUUUGACACAUCCGUUGUUCCUUCGAAGCAUUUUUACCGACUCCGCUGCUGCACCUCUGCUCUCUAUCGACGUGUGAUUUAAUUACCGUGUUUUGAAAGAAGAACUUCCGAGCGCUCGCAGCUCUGGAACCUUCCAGGCCUGGCUUGUGAUGGGGAGGAGGAGAGAGGAGGAAAGAGAAGAUGGGUCGACAAUCUGCGGUGGAUUGGGCCAGGAGUGUGGAUGGGUUUGUCUGUCUGUCUCUCUCUGUCUGUCUGUGUGGGUGCGUCUGUCUGUG
Molecule: messenger RNA, 1642 nt
Organism: Callorhinchus milii (elephant shark)
Lineage: Eukaryota; Metazoa; Chordata; Chondrichthyes; Chimaeriformes; Callorhinchidae
Gene: tspan33a
Product: tetraspanin 33a
Exons: 8
Coding region: 1-840 (279 amino acids)
Cellular component (GO): membrane
Source: RefSeq, a predicted model, not a curated record